AGAUCUUGAAAUUUAGUAGCUGGAACAGUGGAAUCGUAGGAGGAGUCAGAACACACGACUAUAGCUGAUUGGUUGGAGAGAGCUGUCCCCUGCCUGAGGCAGUCGCUGCUGUGAUUGGUGACGGAUGGGAGAUGGAGGAUUCUGGCCAAGAGGCAGCAACACCUUUGCCAAAAGAGAAAAAGGAAGUUGCAGAAAAAAUGAAUGGAAAGAAAAGUUUGGAGGAAAACCAAUUAAGGGUUGAGCUAGAGAACUGCACUAGUUUACCUUCUGCAGAUACCAAUGUCUUAUUGGACACGGAUGAUUGCCAAGAAAAAGAAGUGUGUUCAAGGUGUGGGAAAACGCUUCGAGAUGAAUCUGGAUUAUGUGACUGUUGUAAAAGCCCUGCUGGAGAGAAACAAGAUGAAAGCAGGCAACGCUCCAGAAGGACCCUUCCUCCUCCUUUACAUGAAAGAAGACAAGAAGGAGGGGAAAUGUACAAAUGUACAGAGUGUGCAGAAAGCUUCAGUACAAGCCGCUCCCUUGCAUUGCAUAAAAAUAUUCACAAAGCAGAGAAUCCACACAAAUAUCUGGAUUGUGGAAGGACCUUCAGGCAGAAAAGUCACCUUAAUUCACAUAAGAAGGUCCACGAAGAGAGGAAGCAGCAUCAAUACAUUAGUUGGGGAAACAGCUUCGGAAGCAGCGCCUCCCGUACUUCCCAUCAAAGCCUCCACAGAGAGGAGAAGUUGCAUCAACGCAGGGAGGGUAGAAUGAGAUUUCCUGGAAGCAAGGAACCGAAUUCCCGGAAAAAAAGCCCCACUGGAAAGAAAUCAUGUAAAUGCCUGGAAUGUGGGAAGAGCUUCCGCUCUCCAAGUAAGCUCACUUACCAUAAUAGGAUCCAUACAGGGGAAAAGCCAUAUCAUUGCACGGUGUGUGGAAAGAGCUUCAGGACCUCCGGUGCCCUUAUUUACCAUAAAAGAAUUCACACAGGAGAGAAACCCUAUGAAUGCUUGGAGUGUGGAAAAAGCUUCAGCACAAGUGGUGCUUUAACCUUACAUAAUCGGAUGCAUACAGGGGAGAAACCUUAUAAAUGCCUGCACUGUGGAAAGAGCUUCAGUCAAAAAGUUCAUCUUAAGUCACACGAGAUGAUCCACACGGGGGAAAAACCAUUUCAAUGCACGGAGUGUGGAAAGAGCUUCCGUUUCUCAGCAAACUUUAAUGUCCAUCACAGAAUCCACACAGGGGAGAAGCCCUUUCAAUGCCUGCAGUGUGGAAAGCGUUUUGCCAAUUAUGGUGCCUUUUAUGCCCACAAAAGGCUCCACACAGGGGAGAAACCAUACGAAUGCCGCGUGUGUGGGAAGAGAUUCAAUCAAAAAAACCAGUAUAUUGUACACAGCAGAACCCACACCGGGGAGAAACCAUAUACAUGUCAUGAGUGCGGAAAAAGCUUUAGACAUAAUAAUUCACUCAGGGGCCAUAGAAGGCUUCACUCAGGGGAGAAACCCUAUAAAUGCCCGGAGUGUGGAAAAUGUUUUAGUAUGAGUGGCCACCUUACCUCCCACAAUAGGCUCCACACAGGAGAGAAGCCAUUUAAAUGCAUCGUGUGUGGAAAGAGUUUUCGAGAAGGGAAGAAUCUUACACUCCAUAAAAGAAUCCACACAGGGGAGAAACCCUAUAAAUGCCUGGAGUGUGGAAAAUGUUAUAAUCAGAGUGGCAGUCUUACCUCCCACAUGAGGAUCCACACUGGAGAGAAGCCAUUUAAAUGCAUCGUGUGUGGAAAGAGUUUUCGAGAAGGGAAGAAGCUUACACUCCAUAAAAGAAUCCACACAGGGGAGAAACCCUAUAAAUGCCUGGAGUGUGGAAAAUGUUAUAAUCAGAGUGGCAAUCUUUCCUCCCACAUGAGGAUCCACACAGGGGAGAAGCCGUAUCAGUGUGUGGAGUGUGGAAAGAAAUUCAGAACCAGUAGUAACCUUACUCAACAUAAAAAAACGCACAGCAGGAAAAGAUGACCUGAUGUCGUGUCCCACUCCUCCGCUGACGGCCGGGUCGCGGAAGUCCGUAUCAAGCGUGCCUCUGCAGCUCUGCCAAAGUCCUAUCAGAGUUCUCAAGGCAGGCAGGAGACCAGGAAGUGACUUCAGCAAUCCAAGUUAGACUUUGUCUGACUCAGAGAAUGCCAGAAAGCAGAUCCUUUAUAUAGGCCAUGGGGUGUGGCUCCAUGACUCAGCACUUAUCCAGGCCUGCCCCUCCCUUCCUUUUGGUGAUGUCGCCUCUCCAUUCUCCGGAAGCGUGGGUCUAUCCAUUGCAUCGUUUCGUCUCCAGCUGUUGGUAAUCCCAGCUCGUGGCUGGCUUCUGGCGCACAUGCUAUCGGAGGGAGGUUUGUUUGUUCGGCCUGUCCGGGCAUGGUGCCAGGACUGGGGGCUGGAGGCAUGCCAGGACAUUCUUCAGCACUAUCAGCGUCUGGCAGGAGAUAAGAGGGGCCCGGCUGCGGCAGGGGGAGCGAGCGAGACACAACACCUGAAUUGGUUUGUGUUGAUUCUCAACAUUUGCUUAACGCCCCUAGAAGUGUUCCAGGAGAAUCUGUAGAAACUCUUGGAGUAUUGGAAGGGCUUCCGAAGAAGCAGAAGCUUUUUGAUCCUUUAAAAAGGAGAAUUGGCUUGUAUAACUAGGAACUAACUUUUGGACAAUAGAUCUUUGUGCUAGAGUCAAAUUGAAUAGAAAUAAUAAUAGAGCGAGAUGGGAUGGGAUGGAACAGAAAUAGAAAUAGAAUAGAAACAGAAAUAGAAUAGAAAUGGAAUAGAAACACGGUAUGUAAAACUAAUCCUCCAGAAAGCAAGACUUUUUGGCAAACAAAGCAUGUCUUGCUUCAAACUCUUCCCCUCCUCCAGCUACCCUUUCUCUCUUGAUCAGCUUUGGUGACUUACUUGUGCAGGCAAGCCCUUACACCAACAUGCACUCAUAACUCCUUCUCUCCUCCUCUCUCAUACAAUCAGACACACAAAGUGUUAGGUUUGAGUUUUCUGAGCUCAAAUUAUGACUCCCGUACUAUAAAUUAUAAUUCCCACAAUAUAGAUUUAUGGAAGGUGUUAACACUUGUCCUUUGCAGAUGCAGACCACUGCACCAGAUGUCCAGAAGAUCAACAUCAGAACAAGAACCGAGACCAAUGUAUCCCCAAAAUCAUCACCACUUUGUUAUAUCAGGAGAAUUUGGGGGUCAUCCUUACCUCCUUUGCCCUCUUUCUAAUCUUAACCUCCAGUUUUGUUUUGGGAAUCUUCAGUAAAUACCGAGAAACUCCCAUCGUCAAGGGCAACCACCAGGAUCUCUCCUAUGUUCUCCUGGUCUCCCUACUGCUUUCUUUCUGCACUUCCUUCCUUUUUAUUGGUCGGCCAAGGAGGGCCACUUGCCUUCAUUGACAAACAGCCUUCAGUAUCACCUUCUCAGUUGCUAUCUCUUCUGUCUUGGCGAAAACAAUCAUGGUGGUGGUGGCCUUCCUAGUCACAAAGCUAUCUGGUUAGGAGUCUUUGCCCCCUUCCCUGGUUCUGACAUGCAUUCCCAGUCCAGGGAGAUCAUUCUGCGGUGCAAUGAAGACUCCACUGUUAUGUUUUACAUUGUUCUCAUCUACAUGGGCUUCCUGGCCACCAUCUGUUUCAUGGUGGCUUUCCUAGCUAGGAACCUCCCAGGGGCCUUCAACAAAGCCAAGUUGAUCAGUUUCAGCAUGCUGGUCAUCUGCAGCAAGGAAUCCCUUACCCAAAAGCUGAACAAUUACUAUAGUAUGACUUUAUUAGGCCUUGGUAAGAUCACACUUGGAAUAAUGCAUCCAGUUUGAGUUGGCAUGAUAUAAAUAAGAUGUUGAGACCAGGAGUGGGUUGCUACUGGUUCACCCUGGUUUGGACGAAAUAUUAGCGGCGACAGUGGGAGGCUCUGCCCACCCAGCAAGAUAUCAUCAAAAAUUUCUGUGCAUGUGCAGAACCUUCUGUGCAUGCGCAGAAGCACCACACACUCGGUAAAGUGAGCACACACAACUCCUCGCUCCCAAUAGGGAACCGGUAGCACCAGGAUUUGAAUCCCACUACUGGUUGAGAAUCUAGAAAAGGUGCAGAGAAGAGCAACAAAUAUGAUUAGGGGACUGGAGGCUAAAACAUACAAAGAACUGUUUCAGGGAUUCGGUAUGUCUACUUAAGUGUAAAGAAGAACGAGGGGAUGACAUGAUAGCAGCAUUCCAAUAUUUAAGGGGCUGUCACAAAGAAGAGGGACUCAAGCUAUUCUCCAAAGCACCUGAAGGCAGGACAAGAAGCAACGGAUGGAAACUAAUCAAGGAGAGAAGCAACUUAGAACUAAGGAGAAAUUUCCUGAUUGGGAGAACAAUUGAUCGGUGGAACAGCUUGCCUCCAGAAGCUGUCAACAAAAAAUCCCCUGUGAAGUCCCACUUUAGCCACGAAAGCAAGGUGGGCGACCGUGGGCCAGUCACUCUCUCUCAGCCCAAGUCACCUCACUGGGUGGUUGCUGUGAUGAAAACAGGAGGAAAGUGUUAGGUUCUGGAAGUAACGAGGCUGGAGACCAGGGUAGUGACAACAGCUCUUUAAUAUAGGGUGAACCCAGCAACAGGCUGGGGGAAAAACCUCUCCUUUUAUACAGUUCUACUGGUGGCUUCGUCCAAUCAGCAACGUGCUG
Ahaetulla prasina is the source of this 4645-nucleotide messenger RNA. Its product is annotated as gastrula zinc finger protein XlCGF57.1-like. The coding region runs from base 132 to 1985 and encodes 617 amino acids. Gene Ontology annotation, biological process: regulation of transcription by RNA polymerase II. Gene Ontology annotation, molecular function: RNA polymerase II cis-regulatory region sequence-specific DNA binding; DNA-binding transcription factor activity, RNA polymerase II-specific. The transcript is spliced from 2 exons. The record is from RefSeq and is a predicted model, not a curated record. NCBI's taxonomy places the organism in Eukaryota, Metazoa, Chordata, Lepidosauria, Squamata, Colubridae.